This is a messenger RNA of Trifolium pratense (red clover), 2422 nucleotides long. RefSeq names its product guanylate-binding protein 4. Lineage: Eukaryota; Viridiplantae; Streptophyta; Magnoliopsida; Fabales; Fabaceae. The record is from RefSeq and is a predicted model, not a curated record. The transcript has 17 exons. Gene Ontology annotation, molecular function: GTPase activity; GTP binding. The coding region runs from base 245 to 2059 and encodes 604 amino acids.
UCCAACAUUAGUGAGACAGACAAGGUUACCUUACCUAGGCGCAAGUACAAGCAAGGAUCGAACACAACACAAACAAAGAAAUCGAAGAAGACUUGUUUCAGAUCCAAAAACUCAUUCAUGUUCUUUUCUUUCAACUUUCAAACUUUCAAUUCAACAAUCACAAAACACAUCAUGAUUCUCAAUUGACAUUCCUUCAACAACCUCCGUGCCUUUCGAUUUUGAUUCAAAACCGCAUUUGCCACUCAUGGACAAAUACAACACUCUUCUCUCUCUUCUUUUUCUUCUUCUCUUUCUCUCUCCUAUUGCUUCUUCUUCAACCAUUAUCAAUUUUCAUCAACCCUUUCCCAUUGUCGAACCUGAUCCUGGUCAUACAAAACUUCGUCUUUCAGAGGAAGGCUUGGAGGCUAUUGAGAAAAUAACAAACCCCAUUGCAUCUGUGGCCGUAAUUGGACCGUACCGCUCUGGAAAGUCAUUUUUGCUUAAUCAACUUCUCUCUCUUUCUUGUUAUGAAGGGUUUGGCGUGGGACACAUGCGUGACACCAAAACAAAAGGAAUUUGGAUUUGGGGAACCCCUAUAGACUUGGAAAUUGAUGGAGUAAAAACUUCUGUCUUUUACAUAGAUACAGAAGGAUUUGAAAGCAUCGGGAAGUCGAAUGUAUAUGAUGAUCGGAUAUUUGCUCUGGCAACUGUAAUUAGUUCUGUGCUUAUCUAUAAUCUGCCUGAGACGAUACGCGAAGCUGACAUCUCUAGACUCUCUUUUGCGGUUGAGCUUGCUGAAGAGUUUUAUGGAAGAGUGAAGGGCCAAGAUGUUGCAUUUGAACCUGCUAAGCUCUUGUGGCUUAUCCAACGCGAUUUUCUGCAAGGAAAAUCAGUGCAACAAAUGGUGGAUGAAGCUCUUCGACAAGUCCCCAAUACUGAUAGAGACAAAAAUAUUGAUAUGAUCAAUCAAAUUCGAGAUUCAUUGGCUAUAAUGGGUGACAACAGUACGGCCUUUAGCUUACCACAACCACAUCUCCAAAGGACAAAGCUUUGUGACUUGAAGGACGGGGAUCUUGAUCCAUCAUAUGUGAAGAAAAGAGAUAAACUAAAAGAGCUUGUUUCUAGCAUAAUCCGUCCAAAGAUUGUACAGGGAAAAUCUCUAAAUGGGAAAGAGUUUGUUGCUUUCUUGAAGCAGAUACUUGAAGCCUUGAACAAGGGAGAGAUUCCAUCAACAGGUUCUCUUGUGGAGAUUUUCAACAAGGAUAUUCUUGAAAGAUGUCUUAAGUUAUACAGUGAAAAGAUGGCAACCUUGGAUCUACCUCUUACAGAAGAAUCUCUUCAAUCAUCCCAUGAUAGGGCUAGAGGUGAGGCCAUGCGUGCAUUCGAUCAACAACAUUUUGGCCGUCAUCAUGCUAAGAAAUCAGUCACGCAAUUGGAUGAAGAAAUAGAUAAGGUAUUUAAGAAUGUCGUUCUAAAAAAUGAAUAUAAAUCUUCAAAGCUUUGUGAGGCACUGUACACCAAAUGUGAGGACAUAAUGGAUCAGCUUCAAGUUCUCAAGCUUCCUUCAAUGGCAAAAUUUAAUGCAGGUCUCGAGAAAUGCAAUCAUACUUUCGAGCAUGAUUGUGUUGGCCCUUCAAAAGUAAACUACGAGGGACGCAUGAAAAAGAUGUUGGGAAAGUCCAAGUCUCUAUUUAUUAAAGAAUACAACCACAGGCUUUUCAAUUGGUUGGUGACCUUCUCACUGGUAACGGUUGUGCUUGGCCGCUUUAUUAUUAAGUUCAUUUUGAUUGAAAUUGCUGGAUGGUUACUUUUUAUAUUUCUGGAGACCUACACAAGGUUGUUUUGGUCAGCUGAGUCACUUUACUACAACCCAGUUUGGCAUUUUAUAGUUGCAUCUUGGGAAACUCUUGUUUACAGUCCAAUUCUGGAUCUUGACAGAUGGGCUAUCCCACUAUGUGUAAUACUAUCUUUUUUCAUUCUAUAUUGGCGGUGUUUUGGGAAAAGAAAAUAUGGAUCACGGUGGUUAUUACCAUUAUAUAGCAGCAAUAAAAAUGGUCCAAAUAGACCAAGAUCAGAGUAAAACUUAUAUGAUGAAUUCAGUUGGAACCAUAAGCUAUUGCCAUGCUUCAAAAAUUUGGUAUGUUCCAAUAUUCGUUAGGGCGAGCUUUUCCUUUUUUGUACAUGGAGCACGCCACCUAGUUUUGUUGCACACAAAGUGUAAAAAGAUGAUGAUCAGAAGAUGAAUGAUCUCUCCAACAGCUUCUGUAACUUGUGCUCUACAGCCACAACAUCAUGUUGAUUUUACCAAUGAAUUAUUACUUAGCAGUUAUUUAUGUCACAUUUUAGAGUAAAUUGGACUUUAGAUACAUGUGAUGUGCCACCGGCAUGUAUUGACUUGUAGACAGGUAAAUAUAUAUAACACGAAAAGAAAUAGAUUUAUUCA